UGGAAUGUAACCUUCUACGGUUUUCACAUCCGGUUCAAAGAAAAAUGGAUUCGCUCACUAAUGUUGCGAUAAACAGUGUUAUUACGGCUGUUUUUCACCCGAUAGGUUAUUCUAAAGUUCUUAUUCAACUUGGGCAUGAACCUAUUUCUCCCAUCAAAUGUAAGACCUGGUUUGGACUCGGCAAAGAGGGCCUCUGUUACCCAAACAUUUUAUCAUACACAAAUCAUAUAUGGAAAACUGAGGGCCUCUUUGGCAUGUAUGUAGGAUUUCUUCCUCGACUGAUUGGAGGACAGAUCGGGAAUUUCUUCCAAAACAGGGUCAUGAUGGAAUUGCAGGAGGACAAGAAGUCCCAUGACAAGGAAGAUGAAGAGCCUGAAGACUGGAAGAAAGUGCUUGUGGUCCGGACAGCCAAGGAGAGUGUUUCCAAGUGUGUGGGUGUUGUCUUCAGCCAGCCAUUCCAUGUGUUAAUGAUUCGACAGAUGGCCCAGUAUGUGGGUGGGGAGACACAAUACAAUGGAUUAUUUACUGGCAUGGUUGAAAUAUAUCAUCAGGAUGGAAUCAAAGGAUUGUUUUCAGGACUGAUUCCUCGCUUGAUAGGGGAGUUGAUUCAAAUCUGGUUGGGUAAUAUAAUAGUCGAGGUGAUCAACAAAUACCUUGUGGAUAACAAGGACUAUGCUUCCUAUACCAAUGGAGUUGUUGGGCUGAUAGUGGCUCCCUUCUCCUAUCCAUUCACCCUUGUUGCCAAUAUUAUGACCAUUGCUGGAACUGAUUUGAUAGCGGCCAACCCUCCCAACAUGAGGCCUGUGUCAGGAUGGAGAGAGUGCUAUGUCAACCUCAAGACUGAGAAACAACUGAACCGUGGUUCCAAAUCUUUUUUCCGCUACGCCAUGUUGCCCAAGGGCCAGUAUGUGGCCAUGGGACGACACAUCCAGAAGUUCUAGUGGACUGUUAACGUAACACAAUAGCCUUGGUAACCUGAAGAAGGGUUGACCUACAGUGAAACCAACGAAACAUUGUUUAAAGGUUCACAAGUUGUAAUCAUUAUCCGAUUUCUUGCUUUUAUGGUAUCUAUUUACGUGAAGGAGUUGUUUAUAUCACAUGGUGGUGUUUUAAAUAGAUAUUUUAAAACUGGAUUUACAAGAAAACUGGUUAAGGUUUUUGAAUUCAUUUUAUUGAUAGCAAUUCACUUUAGUCUGAAUAUUGUUUCUUUUUUAGGUGCACAGUUUCAUGUCAUAGAUUAACAUAAUUAUGUAGGUGAAAGUUUUCACCACUGAUAAACAUUUGCUUCUUAAAUAAACUUUGACUUUCAUGCAUUAUAGAUAUGUUUCAGACACCAAUGUUACAUUAUUACACCAAUGUUACAUUAUUACUAACCUUUAUUUCCCAAAUAGAUUGUAUUUUGACGUAUUUGUAGUCCCAUAGAAAGUUACAUUUAAUUAUAGACUUUUCUUACUACAUGUAAAUUCAAGUUUAAAGGCUUCAUUUCCAACCCUUCGAUACUGAUGAGCAGCAAACAGCAUAAAACCUGAACAGACUGCGAGUUACUCACAGGCUGUUCUGGUUUUAUUCUGGUUGCAAAAGCCAUUUUCACUUUGCUUCUUACGGAGGAAUAUUUAAUGCUAUUGAUAGAACUCUGAUGACCAUAGUCUUCCAGCCUGUUUCAUGUAAUAAACUAUUCUCAGGUAUAAUAUUAUACCCAUCUACACAAUUAAAUUACGUAUUACAUUCUAAUUUGGUGUAUUUUCAAUCAUUUAAUAUGCAUUUUCUCUAAAUUGAUUUGUAUAAAAGGAUGAAGAUACAAUCUUUUAUUUAAUAAGUUACACAAUUUAAUGCUCAAAUGGUUAUUGCAUGUUUUUGUUAAAGAAUAAAAAAUAAUGGCUGUAAUUUUAGGAAAGGGUAAGUGCUAAAAGAUUACAGUUAUUUGCAUGAAAAAAGGAAGUUUAAUGCAUUCAGUCUUUUCUUAAAACGUAAAAUACAAAGACAGUAAUAUAAUACAUGUACUAGACUCUAAACCAAAUAAUCAUAGGAUAUGUGUGUUUUGGUUGAAUUUUAUGUUGAAGUGAUAUACUCAGUAAUUUGUGUUAGCCUUUUAUACCAUUAGUGCAUAAUGUUUAUGUUAUGAAUAAUUGUUUAUUUGAAUUUUUAAGUUAGCUGUGAAUUAUGUUAUUCAAAUCUAAUUUUUACAAAGAAUGUAUCAGUUGAAAUAGCAAUACAUAGACCAGACAUGUGAAACUCAUCUAAGAGCAUAUUAUAACAACUAUAGACACUUUAUUGUGGGUUCAACUAUUUCCUGGAUGUGAUAAACUAAUGUCCCUUAUGACUCAAAGCAACUUAUCUUGAACACAUGCUAUGUAAUGUAAAAACUCAUGAACUUUUUUUGCACUCUUUGGAUAGUAAGUAACAAAAUAUGUAGAAGAGAAACAAUUGCUUGUUAGGUGUAUUUCUUUUUUUCAUGUUAUUGUAUUCAAUAAAUUUUGUAUUCAUAGGGUCCAUUGUUCGUUUAUGUUAUCAUACUACUGAAUGACUGACUGAAAAAGUAAAUUAUGAAGACAUUUCCGCAAAAAAGUAUCUUUUCUGUUUAAUUGUUUUAGAUAAUAUCCGUUUUAAAGUUGAACAUGUGUAAAUCAUACUCCUGCAGGAGAAGGGGUAUAUUGGAUUCAAUCUGUCGGUCCGUUCGUCUCUCUCCAUUCUUUAUUAAGUUUGUGGAGCUAAAUUCUGCCACAUCUCAAGAAAUAAAGUUGAAACUUGAACAUUAUAUUGAAUAGUGUAGCAGCAUGAAAUAUGGUUGUGUAAGAUACAUUUGAUACUCCCUUUGAUCCACCAAACAUUCCUAAGCUAUUUGCCUUUGAACAGAGCCGACAAAGCGGUGCCGGGUAUUAGUGACACCUGUGACAAAGCCCUAGAUUGCUCAAAUGAUGCUCUCGUUGUGUGUUAUUAAUCGUAGACGUGGCAUAUCCUACUUUAAUUUCUAUUAAUAUAUGUAAAUGAGAUGUCAUGUAUAUGCGAAAAAUGACAAAAUAAAUUGCACACAUCGUU
This is a messenger RNA of Dreissena polymorpha, 3036 nucleotides long. Its product is annotated as mitochondrial carrier homolog 2-like. Bases 45 to 941 code for a protein of 298 amino acids. The transcript is spliced from 12 exons. The record is from RefSeq and is a predicted model, not a curated record. NCBI's taxonomy places the organism in Eukaryota, Metazoa, Mollusca, Bivalvia, Myida, Dreissenidae.